CGUCGACGACGACGACGAGCCCGCACACGCCGGCGACAUGCAGACCCAGCAGUCCCCGUCAACCCCCCUCGCACGCUCGGCGACGCGCACCCGCGCGCUCCCCAUGCUCCCCCAGCCGACGUCGACGAUGACCGCGCCCCCACAGCGCAUGCCGAGCCAGCGCCAGCCUCCCGGUCCCCGCCCCAUCCCAAGGCAAGCAUCUGAGUCUGCUCUCCGCCAGCGUGUCAGCCAGCGCACUACCGGACGCCGCCGCACUUCGAGCUCCCUCGCCAAAGCAACCUUCCUAUGGAUCCGCGGUGAACUCAUAGGCAAAGGGAGCUACGGCCGUGUAUACAUGGGCAUGAAUGUCACCACGGGGGAUAUCAUGGCAGUCAAGCAAGUGGAGAUCCCCCGCUCCGCAUUCGGAUCGCACGACGCGCGCCAGCAAGAGGUCUUGGAUGCCCUGCGAUCCGAGAACGAGACCCUCAAACACCUCGACCACCCCAACAUCGUGCAAUACCUCGGGAUCGAGGAGACGGCUGAGUUCCUCUCGAUCUUCCUCGAGUACGUCCCCGGAGGAACAAUUAAGGCCUGCCUGAAUAAUCACGGCCCCUUCCCUGAGGAGAUUACGAAGUCGUUCGGCAAGCAGAUCCUCACUGGCCUCGAAUACCUGCACUCGCGCGGCAUCAUCCAUCGCGACCUCAAAUCCGAGAACAUCCUCGUCGAGCCGACCGGCGAAUGCAAGAUAUCCGAUUUUGGAAUUUCCAAGACCGCUAACACGCCCGAUAUCGACAAGCACACCGCACUCAAAGGUACUAUCUUCUGGAUGGCUCCAGAAGUCGUCAAAGGCAACCGCGGCUACAACUCCAAGGCUGAUAUUUGGAGCGUGGGCUGCAUCGUGCUAGAAAUGUGGACUGGCGCUCGCCCGUGGCAGGGAGAAGAGAUGGUCCCAGUGAUGCUUAAGUUAUACGAUGGCAAGGUACCACCGAUGCCUUCGGACUCCAAGCUAUCGUCCGCUGCCCGUGACUUCCGUGCUCGAUGCUUUACCCUGGAUCCCAUCGAACGACCAGCCGCUGCCGAUCUCAAGCGCCAUCCCUACCUUCGCCUGCCCAAUAACUGGGUCUUCCCCGGGUUUGGCAACGACAGACGGAGCACCGCUGAGGAGACGUCCGAGACACUCAGGCCACCAGAUGAACGGACCGUCCGCCCCUUCGUCGCCUCCCCCGAGGAUGACCACACGCAUAUCCAUUUCCGACGUCCCACCAUCGACUCCGUCGCCGACGACACAUUUUUCCAGCACCGGAGCACCCCGCCGCCCAUGCCACCCGUUCCGAACGACGCAGGACCAUCGCGACCGCGCAAUGAGGGGCCUCCGAUCGUCGUCGUGGAGCCCUCCCGCACCCCAGAUAGCAAUCGCUCGAGCGACUAUGACUCCCUUCACCGCUAUCGAACCCCGAGCGAAUCGUCCUCAACUAGCACCCGCCGGCGCCGGCGCCGGAAAUGGGUCGUUGCGAACCCAGAUCCGGAAGGUCCUGCACCGGCGUUCACCUACACGCCGCCACCACUGCCAGAAAGCCCGCCACCGCGUCGUACGCCCUCCGCCCCGCCACGAACACCUACACCCUCUCCACCGCCUCCACCCGACGAUGACGGCGCCCUUACCUUUCGCGCCUUCUCUGACCGGCUCGGGAUGCGCUUUCGGGACGCCCCGGCGAGCGCGCAGUCCACCAUGCUCUCCAGCGAGGCCGACGACGAGGGGACGGACGCGAGCAUGUGGCAGGUGCGCCCCGCUGCCUCUCCCGCCCCUGCCGCGUCCCCCAUCCCCGCGGCGUCCCCCGCUCCCGCCGAGCCCGCCCUCGCGCGCAGCGCGUCCACCUGGGCACGUCCGACCUCGCAGGCCGUAUACCAAGACCUCAACCGCUUCUUCCCCGACCACGACCUCGACCAGCCACUCGACGUCGUGCCGGAGGUCGCCUCGACGGAGGACCUCGCGGGGCGCAACAUGCGCGUGCGCAAGAGCAUCCGUGUUAUCGCCGCCGAGCAUAGCAAGGCAGACCGCCUGAAUCGGCGGCGCACGCAGUUGUGGGGGAGCAACAUCCACGAGCUGCCGAGUCAUUGA
Molecule: messenger RNA, 2098 nt
Organism: Schizophyllum commune H4-8
Lineage: Eukaryota; Fungi; Basidiomycota; Agaricomycetes; Agaricales; Schizophyllaceae
Product: Pkinase-domain-containing protein
Exons: 6
Coding region: 38-2098 (686 amino acids)
Biological process (GO): protein phosphorylation
Molecular function (GO): ATP binding; protein kinase activity
Source: RefSeq, a predicted model, not a curated record